GGAUGGGGCUAACAUGAUCUCACUUUAGUUCUCUUUAACAAAUGGGCUGCAGAAUUUUGAAGUAACUGAAGCCUUGAAAUUGUUGAAUCUGGAAGUCCUACAAACACAGAAUUACAACAAUGAACCAGUCCAGACAGAUCCUUGCAUUGUGAUAUUACUUUCUUCUACAAUGCAGGUAGCAAAAGAUAUGCAGUUGAUGAAGACUAAGCAUCUGAAUAUCCUCCAGGAGCUGGAAGAUAACUGCCACAUUGCAGCUAAAGAGAACCAGGAGCAGACAGUCCAAGCUAUAAGGGAUCGUUACUAUAACAAAAUGAAGAUGAUAUGGAAAACUGUAGAACUCUACCAGGACAAAAUAGAAAAGAAGAACUACUACUUUGAUGUGCUGAUUAAGAGUCUAAGAAAUGAAAAUGACCGGCUGAAGCAAGAAAAGGCUGCUCUGAAUGCAAAGAAUAAAACAGAGAAUGACAAAUGGGAAAAAGAAAAGAACAAGAUUCUGGAACUGUUUUCUAAAAAGUUAGACCUGCUUCAUACACAUCAGUCAUCAACCCUCCAGGAGCUUCAGAUGGCCAGACUGGAGCUAGGAAGAGUACAGGAGAUGUUAAAACCCCCAGACAACCCACAGAAUAGUACAACUGAUUCGACAAGACCCGAUUUCAUGCCAAAUAGCAAUGCAAAGAAUAGGAGGGCUUCUGUCAUAUUUAAUGGCACAGAGUCAACAGAGAGCCACAAUCAACAGAACAGUUCAUUGGAGGUGCUGAGUGGAGAGGAAACUCAUAAGGGCCAUACAAAGGAAAAGCAGCUAGAGGGCGCUCAAGCACGGCUGGAGAUCCUAAAGGGGACUCUGUACAAGAGGGAGAGGGAGAUUACAGAGUUUCUUCAGAAUGAAAAUAACAGGGGGGGCAGUGGGCAAUACCCUUGUGGAGCUUUGCUGAGGACUCUUGUAGAAAAGGCUCAUGCUGUUUAUUGUGAAGUGUCUGGAGCCAGACAGCUUGUUGACAGUAAGACAGAGGAGAACACUGUGACUUUGGCCAGUGCCAAGGAAAGCCUAGAUAAGGCUCAGCGCAGUGUAUUAAAAUAUGAAAAGGAUAACAACAGAAAAAUCACAGAUUCAGAUAGGGAUCCGCUGGCUAUUGACAUUCACAGAAAUCUUAUGAUGGCUGAGGUACACCUGAGAAAAUCUGAUAUUGUGCAGGUUGCCUUGGAAAGCAUUAGAAAAGGAACUGCACCCUCAUGUUGUGGAACCGAUAGUAUGUGGAAAAUAGACCCAGACAAUGGCAUGCUGGAUUAUGAAAUGAGUGAUGAAACAAACCUUCCUCCCGGAGAUGAGAUGGGAGAAAGUGCACAUUUUGAUUUAAAAAAAAAAAGAAGUUCAUGGCAGAUGCUUUUGUCACUACAGGCUGAGGUACAGUAG
Acipenser ruthenus (sterlet) is the source of this 1411-nucleotide messenger RNA. RefSeq lists its product as uncharacterized. The transcript has 12 exons. Bases 170 to 1411 code for a protein of 413 amino acids. The record is from RefSeq and is a predicted model, not a curated record. NCBI's taxonomy places the organism in Eukaryota, Metazoa, Chordata, Actinopteri, Acipenseriformes, Acipenseridae.